Trichoderma atroviride IMI 206040 is the source of this 1335-nucleotide messenger RNA. RefSeq lists its product as uncharacterized. NCBI's taxonomy places the organism in Eukaryota, Fungi, Ascomycota, Sordariomycetes, Hypocreales, Hypocreaceae. The record is from RefSeq and is a predicted model, not a curated record.
AUGUCUGCCUCUCCCGAGAAUAACACCCCGGAGUCGUCGCAUACAGCCUCGCCCGAGAUCAGCCCACACUCCAAACCCUCCAAAGCCGUUAUGCCGCGCAGCCUGACCGCAGCAAGGGCUGGCCUUGACAGAGCUCGACGUGUCUCGGCGGAGAUCCGGGGAUUAUACCACGCUUUCAAGGCCAGGGUCGAGCCAGAGAUUGCGCCAGACCAAGAGCAGCCGGAAAUCCAACGCAGUGACGGCAUUAAGUUGGCAUCACUUGGGAUAGAGUUGGCUUUGAAGGAGCAGGAAGAAAUUGCGCUUGAGAAAUGCGUUGUGGAGCACGAGAAAGAAGCUGGCAUUCUGCCUUACAAGCAGGCCGUGAAACGUCGCCAAGAGCUAAACGAACGACAUAUCUCUGCCGGAAUGGGGUUAUGGGGCCAUCACAGGAAGAGGAUGCGAUUCGGAGAUCCUGUAGCAGUUCGGCUAAUGGAUCUGUCGGGCGAAGGCUUUUAUGGAGCCAUUCUGGCUCUUUACAGGAAAUGUGACGGACAGGGCGCUCCCAAGGACAAGAAGAAACGCGAGCGGGAUUGGCGCAGCGGCGCUAUAGACUACUACAACGCCAAUUACAAGAACCACAAAGGAUCUCCCAAGAAGGCUGUUUGGUGUCAUAUAGCCGGACAGUGGAUGGCGGAAGCUAAAGCUGCACACAUUGUGCCCUUUUUUAUGGAUGUUGCCGACCUUGGUCCUCUGAUAUUUGGCGAUCGAGCACCAUCACUUCAACAAGCGGGGAAUGCGCUUCUUUUAUCGAACAAGAUUAAGGGAUGGUUUAACAAGUAUCUCCUUGUAGUUGUCCCAGUUGAUGCAAGAGAAUUUCCUAUUACAAGAUGGAAGACAGAUAUUAUCUCUGAUAAUAUUCGUGGUUGUGCAUAUGGUGCGGAUUGUCUAGUCGAUGACCUUGAUGGAAAGGAGCUUAAGUUCCUUAAUAACAAUCGUCCUGUUUCACGCUUCCUCUAUUUUCACUUCAUCAUGGCGCUCGUUCGCAUUAGAGACCUUGACCGUCGCGGAUGGCAAGAUGUCUGGGCCCGUUACUAUACUCAACAACCUUUUGCAACACCAGGACAAUACAUGUCAAAGAGCAUGUUGCUCGCUAUCGCCACUCAUCAGGGAACGAUCGAUUACCAGGAGGUGCUGGCUUUCUGCGCAGAACAGUCCUUUGAUCCACCUUUGACGCUGGACGAUGAUGAGUCUAGAGAAAUAGCCCGCCGAGUCCACUUGUCAGUAGAACAAGCCGUUAAAGAAGUAGAGGACAGUGACGAGGAGAGCGAAGAAAGCAGUACGCCCUCGGUCAAAUAG